Messenger RNA from Puntigrus tetrazona (Sumatra barb), 2360 nucleotides. RefSeq names its product syntaxin 12, like (gene stx12l). The record is from RefSeq and is a predicted model, not a curated record. Gene Ontology annotation, molecular function: SNARE binding; SNAP receptor activity. Bases 327 to 1124 code for a protein of 265 amino acids. Gene Ontology annotation, biological process: intracellular protein transport; vesicle fusion; vesicle-mediated transport. Gene Ontology annotation, cellular component: synaptic vesicle membrane; postsynaptic recycling endosome; synaptic vesicle. Lineage: Eukaryota; Metazoa; Chordata; Actinopteri; Cypriniformes; Cyprinidae. The transcript has 9 exons.
AUUCUCACAGUUUCUUUUUUGAAACAGUUUGGUACGAUGACAUUACUGCAAAUAUUGUUGAAUCCGUUCAGAGGACAACAUGAAAUUAUUUCUAGUAAUCAUUUUAUCAGACGAAGGGCCUGCUCAGCUAGAACCGAUAUGAUGUCUCAUUGCGUUGCGUACGCAGUACAUUUUUAGAUUUGCUCAGCCAUGGUUUAUCUUUUAAUAUCAACCUGUAUUAUAAUUAUCUGUUGUGAUUUUUGAAAAUGAUUGUAAACGCACGUAUAUCGUAAAUGUGUUAUAAUGAAUGACAUGUGAUGUAAACAGCCGUGUUGUUUUUAGUCGUCAUGUCUUACAGAAUGAUGGACAACAGUCACUCACAGCCCAGAGAUUUCAACAACCUCACUCAGACAUGCAGCUCAAACAUCCAGAAAAUCACACAAAACACUGGUCAAAUCAAGAGCAUGCUUUUCCAGCUUGGUACCAGACCAGACACACCAGAACUUCAGGACAGACUCCAGCAAAUGCAGCACUACACAAACCAGUUAGCAAAAGAGACCAACAGACAUCUGAAAGACCUGGGCUCUCUACCACAGCCGCAGUCUCCUUCGGAACACCGGCAGCAGAGGAUUCAGAAAGACCGUCUGAUGAACGACUUCUCGGCAGCCCUCAACAACUUCCAAGUGGUCCAGCGGCGAGCUGCGGAGAGAGAGCGCGAAUCGGUGGCGCGGGCCCGAGCGGGCUCCAGGCUCCACGUCGACGAGCUGAAUCAAGACGAACAGCUCGUCACGUUCGAAAAAAACGAAGGGUGGAGGAUGCAGACAGAAGAGGAGCCUUUCACCGAAGAGGACCUUGAGCUUAUUAAAGAGAGAGAGACCAAUAUCCGUCAGCUGGAGUCAGACAUUAUGGAUGUCAAUCAGAUCUUCAAGGACCUUGCGGUCAUGAUCCACGACCAGGGAGACAUGAUAGAUAGCAUUGAAGCCAACGUGGAGAGUGCAGAGGUGCAUGUGGAGCGAGGAGCUGAACAACUCCAUCAGGCUGCUUAUUAUCAGAGAAAAUCCCGCAAAAGGAUGUGCAUUCUGGCUCUUGUCCUGUCGCUAGUGGCGACCAUCUUUGCUAUAAUCAUUUGGCAAGCAAUCAGAUAAGAUGAGAGCAGAGUCGGACAGAAGUGCUGGAUCCUACUUCAGAGUUGAGCGAAUGACGUGUGUGUGUUUAUCGUGUGUGCACGUGCAAGAACAUAUUUGUAAAAAAAAAGACUUCUGUAGGAAUGGCUGGUAAUAUUGUGAUGCGAACCUAGCUUCCCUUAAACGUUUCGACCCAUGUGCUCUUCUUAACCGAUCACAUCACCUCGGAUCCCAGCUCGAACAUGGCUCACGAGACCGCCAUUAUGACAUUUUUAUUUCAAAAUUUGUGUUUUGAUAUAUUUACAGUAAGAAACUAAGGAUUUUUGGCAUCCUUUUGACCCAUACAGUGCAUUUUUGGCUAUUACUACAGAUACACCCAUGCUACUUAUGACUGGUUUUGUGCUCCAUGGUCACAUUUAUUAAUAUUACUUUUGAAAAAUAAAUAUGUAUUGCACUUAUAAUUGUAUUUCUGGUAUGCUAAACUGCUUUACUCAAAGUAAGUUAAAUAAAAACAACAAAUUUUCUAUUUAAUCCAACUAAAGAUACGCUGACGUAUAUUUAAUUGUGCCGAAGUGGAACUAGUGCAGUUGCAAGCAUCCUAUAUUUCAUGUACAUUUUAAAUAUCUUGCAUUUAAAGAUCGAUAUUAUUUAAGGAUUACUUAGAAGUCUUCAUCAAUAAUGUCAUCAAAAAACAUUUUAACGUCAAUAUUAAGAAAAGUACCCCAAAUAAUAGCUGUACUUCAUAAAGAUAUGUCAGUAUAUGACAUGUUAAUAUACUGAAACUACGAAAUAAAUGUAUUUUAAAUAUAUUAUGGAUCAGAUCCCAAUAUUAAGAGCCAUUCAUGCAGAAAUACAGAUCAGUGUUUUCACUACAUUUGCACAUAUGUGUUAAAUAAACAAUACUAGUAAGAUAACAGUUUCCUCUAUAAAAAUGUUUGUCUAUGAAUUAUUAUCUGGAGCAUAUACAGCGCAGCAUUAAUCAUGAUAAGGUUCACGUUUGUAACCACUUGCAUGAAUGUAAUUCCUUUUUAAAAUCAGUUUCGUUGCUUCAGGUCUUGAUUCAUUUUUUCAACAGAAAUUAUGCAAAAUAAUACUUUAUUCUUAAAAAAAUAUUUAUUUCUCAAAUGAUUUCAAAUAUGUUAAUGUUGUGUAUGUUUCUAUGCACAGUGCUUUGAUUCUCACAAGUAUGUGUAUUUCUUAGUAGUACGUACAUAUGAAAUAUGUUUUAAUAAAUUGCUCUUCAAUGCUUAUCUUCAA